This is a messenger RNA of Thermochaetoides thermophila DSM 1495, 795 nucleotides long. RefSeq lists its product as uncharacterized. The record is from RefSeq and is a predicted model, not a curated record. Gene Ontology annotation, cellular component: nucleus; mRNA cleavage and polyadenylation specificity factor complex. Lineage: Eukaryota; Fungi; Ascomycota; Sordariomycetes; Sordariales; Chaetomiaceae. The coding region runs from base 1 to 795 and encodes 264 amino acids. Gene Ontology annotation, molecular function: RNA polymerase II CTD heptapeptide repeat phosphatase activity. Gene Ontology annotation, biological process: termination of RNA polymerase II transcription. The transcript has 2 exons.
AUGACUACUGAGCAUUCUUCUCCGGUGUCCAUGGACACCAAUGGAGCGGCCGGCCCUUCUCCGGCUCAGAACGGUCAGCAGAAUGAGCCGCCGUUUCGCCUAAAGUUUUGUACCGUUUGUGCUUCCAACCAGAAUCGGUCCAUGGAAGGCCACCUGCGCCUUUCCCAGGCCAAAUAUCCCGUCAUCUCCUUCGGCACCGGUUCCCUCGUCCGGUUGCCCGGUCCAACAAUCACCCAACCAAACGUCUACAAAUUCAACGAGACCUCCUACGACAGCAUUUACAAAGAGCUCGAGGCCAAAGACCCUCGGCUGUACCGCAUGAACGGCCUGCUCAACAUGCUCGGCCGCAACCGCUCCAUCAAGUGGGGCCCGGAGCGCUGGCAAGACUGGCAGAUCGGCAUGCCUCGAGUAAAGCACGAGAAAGACCUAGGCAGCCAAGGCAUGGAGGCCGGCGUGCCCGACAUCGUCAUAACCUGCGAGGAGCGUUGCUGGGAUGCGGUGAUCGAUGAUCUGCUGAUGCGCGGAUCCCCGCUCAACCGCCCCGUGCAUGUCAUCAACAUUGAUAUCAGGGAUAACCACCAGGAUGCAUCGAUUGGUGGGAGUGCGAUUGUGGAUUUGGCAGAUUCGCUGAAUAAGGUCGCUUGUGAAGAAAGGGAGCGGGUCGGGCCAGUGGCGUUUGACUCGGGCAGCGCGGCGGGCAGGGCUACGUUCGAUGAGCGUGUGCCCGAGGUGCUGGCUGCUUGGCAGGAGAGGUGGCCGGAUUUGCCUGCGACGUGGACUCUAUCUUGGUUCUGA